AUGGAAGAACUACCUAUUGAUUUACCUCCUGGUUUCAGAUUCCACCCUAAUGAUGAUGAAAUCAUUACUUCUUAUUUGAUUAACAAAGUUUUGAAUACAGACUUUAGUGCAAUUGCAAUUGGUGAAGUUGAUUUGAAUAAGUGUGAGCCAUGGGAUUUACCUAAGAAAGCAAAGAUGGGAGAGAAAGAUUGGUAUUUCUUUAGUGAAAGAGAUAGGAAGUAUCCAACAGGAAGAAGAACAAAUAGAGCAACUGAAUUAGGUUAUUGGAAAGCUACUGGAAAAGAUAAAGAAAUCUAUAAAGGGAAAAGUAAACAACUUGUUGGAAUGAAGAAAACUCUUGUGUUCUAUAAAGGUAGAGCUCCAAAGGGAGUGAAAACUAAUUGGGUUAUGCAUGAGUUUAGAUUGGAUGGAAAAUUAGCAACUUGUAACCUUCCUAAGGAUGCUAAGGAUGAAUGGGUGGUGUCAAGAAUCUUCAACAAGAACAACAAUGAAAUCAAAAAAACAUCAUCAAUUUCCAAUCUUUUAAGGAUAAACUCAAUAAGUGAUGAUUUGGAUUUUUCUUCACUUCCAUCUCUAAUGGAUGAUACUCCUUUUGAAAUCAACAACACCAUUGAUCAUCAUCAUCAUGAUGAAAAUUUCAAAGGAACCAAUUCAUCAUCAAAUGGUUACUAUUUUCCAAGCUACUUAAUCAACAAUGAAAUAAAUCUGACAAACCAAGAGAAUUUGAAUAUUCCAAAAACACCCUUCAAACACAACAUGUUAUCAAAUGAUUCUUAUAUGAAUCAUCAAUGGAACAAAGAGUGCAAGAUGGAACAACAAUUCUCUACCAACAAUUCUUUGUUAAGUGUUUCACAAGACACAUGUUUGAGUAAUGAAAUGAAUAAUGACAUAUCUUCUGUGGUCUCAAAGCAAGAAAUUAUGGGAAGGAAUGCAACUUUGUAUGAAGAUUUUGAAUAUUUGAUGAAUGGCUAUUGA
Messenger RNA from Lathyrus sativus (Indian pea), 975 nucleotides. Lineage: Eukaryota; Viridiplantae; Streptophyta; Magnoliopsida; Fabales; Fabaceae. The record is from the annotation of a GenBank genome assembly.